This is a messenger RNA of Parascedosporium putredinis, 1746 nucleotides long. Lineage: Eukaryota; Fungi; Ascomycota; Sordariomycetes; Microascales; Microascaceae. The record is from the annotation of a GenBank genome assembly.
AUGUGGACUCAGGCGAAAAUCCCUCUAGGAGCGAUGCGCGUGCUGUCCAGCGACGAAGUCAACGUAAGAAAGUACAAGCUCCCGCUCCAAGCCAAGUGCCGCCGCCCGCAGCAAGACGGAGACGUGGGAAGCAACCAGCAAGCCCCAAGGCGCGGGGCGAAGGCACCCUCCGAGCAAAGAAGCAUUGCAAGCGUUCCCUCGGAUCCUGAGAAUGAUUCCGAGGACGCUGAAGAGUCAGAUGACGAAGGUGAAGGAGUCAUAACGCGUGUUACUCCAGAUGUUGCUCAAGGCUUGACUACCGCUCUUAAUGUGAACGUCAUGUUAGCCCUCCAGCAAAGCCUUUUGACCUCCGUAAAGAUGCUUCGCGAUCACCUAAGGGCAGAAGAGCCCCAUGAUGCAACAUGGCAGAUUGUACUUGAUUCGUAUCGUCUGGCGCUAGCGCAUUGGAAGCCGCAUUACACUCCCGGCGACUCUGUCUUCUUGGACAAAACAGCAAUAUCACAAUCUCUGACUGCUAGUGGCUAUCACGGCGAUUUGCUAAACGUUGUGUCAGCAGCGAAUCUCGUCCUUCUUAUGGACUCCCUACUGAUGGUAGGGGAGGAAAAGGACCCAACCGAAAUCCUGGGACUGCUCCGAGCCCUAGACCAUGAUUUCCCCUGGUGCGUGAUGUCGCCAGAUAGCGCCCAUAUGGAGUCUUACCAGGCAUACGGAACGUUUGAUCGAGCUUUGGAUAUACUGUUCCUCGGCUCAGAAGAUGGGACAGCGCGACAGCUCGACAUGUCCGCACUACCAGGGGUGGAAUUUCAGCCUAUAUAUGACAUCCAGCUGGCCGCGGAUCCGACAAUGGACACCGAGGAGGAUCAGAGAUCCGCAAGGCGAAGUAUCGUUGAGCGCCUUGAGGCUAUUGGGGCUCACAUUGAAGAUGGCGAAGUGGAUAUCGAUGCUAUCCAAGCCAAGUUUCCCAUCGAACCCUUCUUUGACCGUCUGUCUGAAUGGUCAGACAAUCUCUAUAUAUCUGUUAUGGAGACGAUCGAGAAGAUUCCUGCUCGUGCAGCUCCGGUGGAAGAUGUCAUCACUUCUGCUAUAGAACAACAGCUUCAGCGCGAGACAGAAGACCACCCGGGUCCGGCCACGGGGGCUCGUGCUAGUAGGGGCCAGGCCGGGCCUGCUCGUGCGCGCGGUACGGUAGUUGCGGAACCGGACACGGCCCGACACAGCCGUAAACGUCCACGAACGCGGCCUGAACCUGAAAUCGAAGAAGAGCAAGCUUACGCCACAGGCGACGCCCCUUCCAACCAGGUGCUAGGUGAAGACGACGCGACGGAGCCCGAGGAGAGAACCUUCAAGUCGCCCAAACGGCGCAAGCCUCGUGCGGUCCCACCUCAAAGCUCGGGCGCACAUGCUGGCCCUGUCGACGCGUUCAAUGCGCCGUCUCAGAAUCCGCCAACGUCCAUAUCGGAGCUUCUUCCCGAUCGCAGCCGCUCAGACACGCGAGCGGUGAUUGAGCUUAUCGCGCAGCAUGGCAGUUUCUGGGCGAAGAUGGAGCAGAAGAGCGUAUCGAACAAGUUGUUCUCCACCCCGCGCACUCAGCAGCAGAUUCGAGACAAGGCGAGGAAUAUCAAGGUCGACCUUCUCAGGCAUGACAACGUGCUCCCUGCUAGAUUUGACAACGUGCUGCUUGGCGCAAAGGAUCGUCUGGCGCUCCGCAAAGCCGGCAAAACCCAGACCGCACCGAGGCGGAUGUAG